Hyalella azteca is the source of this 7514-nucleotide messenger RNA. RefSeq names its product potassium voltage-gated channel protein eag. The transcript is spliced from 17 exons. Gene Ontology annotation, cellular component: membrane. The record is from RefSeq and is a predicted model, not a curated record. Bases 17 to 3064 code for a protein of 1015 amino acids. Gene Ontology annotation, biological process: regulation of membrane potential; potassium ion transmembrane transport. NCBI's taxonomy places the organism in Eukaryota, Metazoa, Arthropoda, Malacostraca, Amphipoda, Hyalellidae. Gene Ontology annotation, molecular function: voltage-gated potassium channel activity.
GGUGCGCUGUAACUUCAUGUACGGGGAGCUCACCGACAAAGACACCAUCACGCGCUUCGAGCAGUGCCUCGAGAACCAGCAGCAAGACCAGUUCGAGAUUCUCCUCUACAAGAAAAAUCACAGCGGACCUCCAGGAACGCCACUAUGGCUGCUCCUACACAUCGCGCCCAUCAAGAACGAGAAGGACAUCGUGGUGCUGUUCCUGUGCACCUUCAGGGACAUCACGGCACUCAAACAGCCUAUCGAGGCCGAGGAUCCCAGAGCCUCCCUCAGCAAGUUCGCGAAGCUGGCUCGGUCUGUGACGCGCAGUCGCUCGGUGCUAGUGUCUCAGUUCUCGUCGCAUAUGCCUGUCAUAAAAGACGUUACCAAGCAGUCCAACAUCGCACAUAUGAUGAGUCUGAACAGCGAUGUGAUGCCGCAAUACCGACAAGAGGCUCCCAAAACUCCACCCCAUAUACUGCUUCACUAUUGUGCCUUCAAGUCAAUAUGGGACUGGGUGAUCCUAUGCUUGACUUUCUACACAGCGAUCAUGGUUCCAUACAACGUCGCCUUCAGAUACAAGACGUCGGAAGACGUCUCUUUAUUAGUCGUAGAUUCAAUAGUGGACGUGAUAUUUUUUAUUGAUAUCGUAUUGAACUUCCACACAACGUUCGUUGGUCCCGGCGGCGAAGUCGUGUCUGACCCUAAAAUCAUACGUAUGAACUACCUCAAGUCGUGGUUCGUGAUAGACUUGUUGUCGUGCUUACCUUACGACGUCUUCAAUGCCUUCGAUCACGACGAAGAUGGGAUAGGUUCUCUGUUCUCAGCCCUGAAGGUGGUGCGGUUGCUAAGACUCGGCCGCGUGGUACGCAAGCUGGACCGCUACCUCGAGUACGGCGCAGCGAUGCUGUUCUUGCUGCUGUGCUUCUACAUGCUUGUGGCUCACUGGCUUGCCUGCAUCUGGUACAGCAUAGGUAAUAGCGAUGCAAACAACGGCAUCCAAUAUUCGUGGCUUUGGAAGCUCGCGAACAUCACACAGACGCCGUUCAGCUACAACAAUUCGACGUUCGAGCUCACGGACGGACCGAGCAAGAAGACGAUGUACUUAACGUCGUUGUACUUCACGAUGACGUGCAUGACGUCUGUUGGCUUCGGUAACGUCGCUGCCGAGACUGAUAACGAGAAAAUCUUUACCAUCUGCAUGAUGAUCAUUGCAGCGCUGUUGUACGCGACGAUCUUUGGCCACGUGACGACCAUCAUCCAGCAGAUGACAUCAGCCACAGCCAAGUAUCACGAGAUGCUUAACAACGUACGAGAGUUUAUGAAGCUACACGAGGUGCCCAAAGCGCUGUCGGAACGGGUCAUGGAUUAUGUGGUAUCUACGUGGGCCAUGACCAAAGGAAUAGACACCAACAAGGUAGAGAAUGAGGUGCUGAACUACUGCCCGAAGGACAUGAAGGCGGACAUUUGUGUGCACCUCAACAGGAAAGUCUUCAACGAGCACCCGGCCUUCAGACUAGCCUCGGACGGCUGCCUUCGUGCCCUCGCCAUGCACUUCACCAUGAGUCACUCGGCACCAGGAGAUCUCCUGUUCCAUACGGGAGAGUCCCUAGACAUCCUGAGCUUCAUCGUGACGGGAUCGCUGGAAGUGAUCCAGGACGACGAGGUCGUCGCCAUAUUGGGUAAAGGAGACGUCUUCGGUGAUACGUUCUGGAAGAGUCCCACGGUGGGACAGAGUGCGGCAAACGUGCGGGCGCUUACGUAUUGCGACCUUCACGCCAUCAAGCGCGAGAAGCUCCUUGAAGUACUGGACUUCUACCACGCCUUCGCUAACUCCUUCGCCAGGAACCUGGUGCUUACCUACAACCUCAGGAACAGGUUAAUAUUCCGUAAGGUGAGCGACAUGAAGCGCGAGAAGGAGCUCGCUGAGCGCCGCAAGAACGAUCCUCAGCCUGAGCUCAGCAACGACCAUCUCGUCAGGAAGAUCUUCUCCAGGUUCCGUAAGGACAAGACCGGGCAGCCGACGACGCCCAGCAGUGCUGACGCCCCAGACCUGCUCUCCGGUGAGGGCGUCGGAGGGCUGCUGACCGCCCCCGGGGCCAAGGAUGUGGAGAAGGGCGCCGCGGACAAGGAGAAGUUCGAGGGCGAGAUUGUAGCUACCUCUUCAGAUGCCCUUAAGGUAGUAAAAAUGCCUCCGGCGAGAAUGAACAACGUCUGUGAAACGAACGGUCCGAGGAAAUGGAAGAAUAUUUUCGGAAGAGAAGGAGAAGAAGACGGCCAAACCAAGGAAGAAACUGUCUUAAAAAGACCGGAAUCGAAGUUGAAAUCGCUGGUCAACAAACACAGUGCCGGCCCCAUUGCGAGGGAUUCGGAAUCGCGAAUCCUUCUGAAGAAAAUAGAUUCGUCGGAUUCGGGCGUCGGGCGUGAGGCGAUAAAGGCCCCUGAGAAGCGACCGUUGGGGAGCGACUCCGACCUCAAGGGAGGCACGCAACCUCCACCACAGCCCUCCCCUCCCCUCACCAUCUCCGACACCCAACAGAUCAUUGCUAACCUCAUGGAUUUCAAAAUCGACCUCAAACUCGAACUACAAAGACUCAACCAGAAGAUCUCGAGACUAGAGGAGCGCGUGAACGACGUGGCGGCGCGAGUGAACACCCCCACGCCUCGGUCCACGUCCCAUCCUUCGAACUUGAGAGGCGGAUCUCAUGACGAGGUAUACCCGAGUUCCCGACACCACAGACGAAGUCCCGCAACUGCGAGCCGAAACAACAGCGCCGAAAGACUCCACUCGAGCACAGAUGCCUUAGAUCGUCAGUCUAGAGCAGUCCAGCAUCAUUCAUCAGCACUAAGCAUCCAUUCUCCUAGAACUCCGAGCCAAGAAGAAGCUCGACGACAAAGAAGAAAGGAAAAGUCCCGAUCCAAAAGUGGAUCCAAUAAGGGAUCCGGAGACGCCGCAGAACCUUCCCCAGGAUCGGAUUCUUUAGUGAGAGGGAUGCUUGAAGACGAGAUAACCGAACAAGAUAUCGCGGCGAGACGAGAACGAAUAAGAGGUCCACCGCGGUCUAAAUCUAAAGAUAAUCUAUGAGAAGAAAUGAAGCCUAAGACCUUCCGGGCUCGGUCAAAUACCGUCGCUGAGUUCAUGAUUUAGCCUAAGGGAACGAGCAGUUCUGUGACAUGCCUGCGUGUUUUGUAUGCCAUCAAACUUUGGUGGAGUUUUUAUUCAUGGAUUAAUAAGAUUAAGAGGCACAGGGGGGAUUUCAGUGGAGCCUUCUGAUUUUUCUGCAGGAUAUUUGAAAAAUAAUUUCAUACUGAAUUACGCCAUUGUGUAACGUUAAGAAAUGAUUAAUUCAUGUUAAUAAUGCCGAUAUCAUCCGCAUUAAAUUUCGAGAUCGAUUUCAGAGAGAAGUUCAAUAAAUUAAUAAAUAAAUUAUUAUGAAGCGCAAUAAUAUUGAAAAAUGCUCGCCGAAUCCAACUUAUAUUGCCGCACUGCGAUCUAAUCGCACUAUCCAAACUCUAAUUCUAGUCGAUAUUAUAGAACAGGCGAAAACUAUAUCUGCAAUUUAUUGACGAAUCAUGAUGGACAAAUCUAUAAUAGAAUUAGAAGAAAAUUAAUUUCAAUAUUUAUUUUAAAACUGCUAUGAGUGGCCUAAAUAAAGUAUUUGUAGUGUACGGAGCAACUAGUUUCUAAUCGAGUGAAUAUCAGAAAAGUUGUUUGGAAAUAUGAAGUAGUUUGUUAGCAUUGAAUUAUUAGACAUCGGAUUGCUACAGAACUCUAGGCAGAUUCGCAAGCCUCAAACAAACUUUAUAUUAAAGCACAGCUCUAAUUAUUCCUUUAUUGGUGAUAAUUUACACACAAAACGAGUCAUUUGAAGCACACGUCGAAAAUCACGAUUAGUUCAGCUGAGAAUCUGCUGAUUUAAUAGCCUUGAUGUGAGCGUCUCCAUUAUUUAGCCGAUGAACCGCAAUGAAUUUGAAAGAUGAUACCUUCAUUAAAAAUUAUAAAUUACUCUAUGAUUCCUGUUAUCUUUAUAAAAAAUGAUAGAGUAUAUUAUGAUUGCCCUUAUCUUCAUGAAAUAUGAUAAAGAUGCUAAAGAAUUUUAUGAUUGUUGGGAUCUUCAUUAAAUACUAUUAAGUAUUUUAUGGUUUCAGCUAUCUUCAUGAAAAAUGAUAAAUAAUUUUAUGAUUGUUGUUAUCUCCAUUCAAUAUUAUGAAAUAUUUUAUAAUUGCUGUUAUCCUCAUGUAUCACAGUUACUCUAAUUUAAGCACCAGAUCCGUACGUGAUUCAUCUGAUGAAUUGACUGAAGAGCUCAAAUUUUGUGUUGCAGUUGAACUAAUUGUAAUAAUAAAUUAAUAACCACAUUUAUUAUGCAAAAUAAUGCUUUGAUGAGGAAAGAAAGGAUCAAUGUUGCUUGUAACCUUGGAUAGAGCUGAUCUUUUAUGCAAAAUUUAGAGGGUAAUAGAGAGGCGAUCUGUGCUACAAAAUAUAGAGGGGAAUAGUGGGGCGAUCUGUGCUACAAAAAAUAGAGGGGAAGAGAGGGGGCGAUCUUUUCUAUAAAAAAUAGAGGGGAAUAGUAGGGCGAUCUGUGCUACGAAAUAUGGAGGGGAAUAGUAGGGCGAUCUAUUCCACAAAAUUUAUUCUAAAUAGAGGGCAAUUUAUUCUUCAAAAGACACAGGGAGACUUCAGAGGUGAACUGUGCAACAAAAUAUAGCGGGAAAUUUAUUCUCUGCCUUCCUAUAAAAAAUUCAAGUGAAUGAGUUAAAGUGGUAGAUGUGUUUUAAGUUAAAUGGGAAACAGAAGGAUCGUCAAACGUUGUUAGACUGUAAUAUGUUAAAGUGGCUAAUGGUUAGAGUGAGCAGAGCGAGCAAACUCAUAAUGGUCAAUUUGGAUAGAUCGAAAUAAGUAAUAAUUGUUGUUGUGAACUCAACCAUAUCUCCACACAAAUAGGGGACUUCAAUAAAAUCAUCAUUUGCUUAAACUAAUUCAUAUUUGCAUACAAAUCUUACUUAGCGAAUGCAGGGGCAUAGAUUCCCAGUUUACAGCCUGAAAGUUAUAGUCUAGUACAAUCUCAGUUUACAAUCUCAGUUUACAAUGUCAGUUUGCAACCUCAGUUUACCCUAAAAUAGAAAACCUCAUUAUGAUUUUUUGUAGCACAGAAAUUCACAGGAAUAUUUUUGACAGCAACAGGUGCAAAAUGCCUCAGUUAAAGAAUUUAGCCAUUAAUUUCAUUCCAAACAGAAAAUGCAAUUCAACAUUUAAAUUUAGUAAAUCGAAUCUAAAUGUUCCUGUGAUCGGAAAUACAUCGGUGGGGGGAUUACAGGGAUUAAAGUCCUUGAGUAAUCCUGAAAUAGUUAAUACGAAAGGUAUCCUAAGCUGCAGAAUAGUGUCGCCUGGUAGAUGAUUAUAGAUUAACUCGCGCCCAAAUGAUUAUGUGUCUCCGGAUAUCGUAAUAUCAACCAACUUGUUAAUUGUUGUACAGACCGUUGAUGCAUGGGUGCUGUUGGAUCGCUCUCGUGACAUUCAACUAAUUAAUUCAAACAUUUUAUUAGAAAGAAUUCGUUCCUUUAUUGUUGUCCAUGAGCCAGAUUCUGGAAUGCACAUCGUCGCCAAGAAGUGUAUCUUUGAUAUAAUUAAAAUGGGACUCUUCUUAUGUACCUGGAAGCACGGUAAUAAAGGAACGGUAUUCUUCGAAGGCUUUAACAACGAAGCGAAGUAUCGCUUUAGUUUGUUAACGAUAAACUGUGAUACUGUAUAUUGCUUGUGUGCAAUUUAAAUGUGGGGUCAAAACCCUAGUUUUUAGGGAUGCCCUAUUCCCCUUAGCUGCUGACCAAGGACUAGUUUUGCUAACCCCUUAUUUUCUAAGAGCCGAGGAUGUCAACUAAUUGUUGUGCUAACAUAAUUCCUUUUCAAAAUGUAAUAUCAAAAUAUUGUGUAGCGGUAAUGAUUUCAUCAUCAAAAAUGUUUAUAGUGAUACAGGUUUAUGUAUUUACAAGAAAACUUCUUACAGAAGAAUCACCCUCGGCUUGUUUGGAAACUAAGAAGAGGGAAUGGAUCAUAUUGCCCAAAUCAUGACACACUUUCUUACCCAUAGGGACACACUCUACUCACAGCUAAUUGAUGCAUACUUUGGUCGCGUCAAACUGUGUCAGUAUGGUUACCACAAGGGCAAGGAAUGCAUCGUUUAUUUGUACAAAUUAUCACUGAUUUCUUCGAUUGAGUGGCGGGACUCAUUUUAAAAUGAUUUUCAAUUUUAAAAUCUAAAUUCAUUGAAUGCUAUAAUUCAUAUCAUUUGUGAAAGCAGUAGCGGUGUGAAAUCAUUUGAUAAUUUGAUUGUGCUUCAUGUGAUAUAUUCAUGGUUAUUCAACCGAGAGACAGAUUAUGGGUAACUGAAAGGAGUAAUUUGUUAAGGUAAAAAAUCCAUUCAACUAUUCUGAACUGAAAGCCUAAAAAAUUACAAACUGACUCCUGAGUACAUCACAAUUUUCUUUUUUUGUUACAUGCAAUUCAGAAUUCGCUCAAAAUUCAAAACAUUUUUUUUAAGUUGAGAAAGUAUAAUUUUAUCCCAUUGCAGAAUUCUGAAAGUCUUCCUAAAAUAUUUAUUUAGCCAACUUUAACGUCCGUUAUUCGAAAUCCUAGUUUCAAACUUCGAAGAGAGAAAUUACAGACUUUCAUCCUUUGCUAAAAUGUGAACACUAUGGCGGCUCAAUUUAAUAUCAUGAUGAGCAUAAAUAGCAUCGAAAUUGUGCAUAAAAAUCACCGAAAACUUGAGUUUUUUAGUUUAUCUUGUCGUAUUUUUUCGUAAGGUUAUAAUCAAUAUUGGUUGCAAUAUUGUCGCAAUUGACGAAACAUUCCGAUGUGUGCGUGCUUGUUUAGUUUCAAAAUGUUGAAUGACAUGCCUUUCUAUUGAUUUCUUGAAUGUCCAAUACAAGACCACGUCUUAUAUGAACUAUUAAUAGGAUAUUUAAUACAAUAUACCAUGUAUUUCUCUCACCUAAAAAGUAAAAAAUGCUAAAUAGAAGCCAGAUCAUGUUUUCAGAACAAUUAGUCGAUUACACGGUCAAAAUAGUGACACAUUCGUUGCACAUUACACUGAUAAAUUCUUUCAUCGGGCCAGAUUAACUGGGCCAAGACGACCCUGACAAAGGCAUGAUUGCUACGCUAUUUGUAACACACUUUUCUCUGAGUGACAGAGGCAGCUUGCAGCGAAUACGCUUUUAAUAGAAUUUGUUUGCAUAGGAAAACCGCAUCGCGUUGAGAAUUUCAGCUUUUUGGGAGCGAGAUAAAUAAGGCAGGUGGUAUUGAAACGAAGUUUCGUGUAGUUCAACUUAACAUCGGCUUGUAUUUUAUAUUACAUAUAUAGGCUUUAACUUCAUAUAAACUUUGAUUAUUUGCUCUUCGGCAAAUGAGAAUCCAUUUGAAUCGAUUUAUCUUACGUAGGAACGCGUAGUGAUAAUUUUACGCAAAGUACCGACUUUUGUACAUAGAAGCACUGUAAAAAUCUUAUAUAUUUCGAGUAUUAAAAUUUUCUUUCAUUUUC